Messenger RNA from Verticillium alfalfae VaMs.102, 3366 nucleotides. RefSeq names its product sensory/regulatory protein rpfC. NCBI's taxonomy places the organism in Eukaryota, Fungi, Ascomycota, Sordariomycetes, Glomerellales, Plectosphaerellaceae. The coding region runs from base 1 to 3366 and encodes 1121 amino acids. The transcript is spliced from 3 exons. The record is from RefSeq and is a predicted model, not a curated record. Gene Ontology annotation, molecular function: phosphorelay sensor kinase activity. Gene Ontology annotation, biological process: phosphorelay signal transduction system; phosphorylation.
AUGACCAUGGCGCUCGACGACGACACCUCCCUUCCCGUCGAGAACGCAGAGCGGGCACGCCAGCGGGAAAUCGCAGCGUAUCUCUCGGCGGCUUCCUAUCCGGCAGGCGUACCGACCGGUCCCCCAGAAACCCCGUUCAUCAAUGCAGACCCUGCUCUCAACGCCCUUGUCCAGUCGGGCACAUCCCGGCUCGACUGUGACAGAUCCUUCCUCUCCCUCAUCGACCGCGAAAACCACUUCCUCGCCGCUGAAAUGACGAGGUCGCACUCUAUCAUCAAGAAUCAAUCUGCCGAAAAUGACCACAUAUUUCUCGGCGUCUCCAAGCUGGAGACCCGCUGGGGCGUCUGUCCGACGGCCAUGCUCGCCUUUAUGGACGAGACGGGCGAGUGGGCGCAGACGGGCCCCAACAUCAUUGCCAACAGGACGCGGUUCAUCGUCAACGAUUUUCGAGUUGAUCCCCAUUUCGUCGAGAGACCCUAUGUCUGUGGUUACCCAUACAUGGUGUCCUAUCUCGAGGUGCCCCUCGUGUCGCCCCUGGGCUACCUGCUCGGCAGCUACUGCGUCGUCGACAACAAGCCUCGCCACUUCAACGACGAGCCCACCAUUGCCAUCAUGAACGAGAUCGCCUCGGCCAUCAUGUCGUAUCUCGAGUUGAAAAAGACGGAACAGAUGCGCCACCGCGCCGAGCAGCUCAUCGGCAGCCUGAGUGCCUUUGUCGGCUGCAAACCUGACCCGGCACCGCACCCCCCUAAGCUCUCGCCACAGUCAAAACACCCUUCCUUCGACUCGGUGGAGACCGAUCAGACGGACACGUUCUCCGCAAUGAAUUUGUCUUCAGCAUCACCGGCGUCCUCGUUCGCGACCCCCGACGCAUCAUUCCUGUCCUCGGUGCCCUCGUCGGGUAUACCGUUGACGGCUCCACCGCCGGACGGCGCAGGCGAGACCCUGCUCGACCAAAAGUUCCACAAUGCGAAGGACAGAAACCCUCCAGGUCAACAUCUGCCCUCCUCGGUCAGUGACGUGCUUGGAUCGCGCGACGUCGGCUUCAGCGGCUCCGCGAACUUGCGUUCCACGUUUUUUCGCGCUGCGUCCAUGAUGCGACAGGCUAUGAACAUGGACGGCUUCAUGUUUCUGGAUGCCGCCCCUAGCGUGUACGUAGACACCUCAGACCCUUUGGGUUGCGAUCGCAACAGCAACGACCACGGGCCUCAAAGUGAGGCGGAAGGGCCAUAUUGCGCUGUCGUGGCUCAGGCGACCGUUGAUCAGCGAGAAGACAAAUCGCUGCAGCCGCCUCCACCUGGCAUUCCAGAGGCGACCCUCCAGAGGCUCAUCAGGAGACAUCCACGUGGCCAUGUCUUCUCGGCAGACGAGUUCGGACCCAUUGACGAGCACUAUGGACCUGGCAAGCCGUGCCCAUCCGGCCGCAGGGCGAGCGCAGACAGCAUUGGCCUCACAGACGAUGUGUCCAGGCUCUUCAGCGCUCUUCCUGCGGCAAAGUACAUCAUCUUCCUCCCGCUGUGGCACUUUCAGCGCGAGUGCUGGUACACCGCCGCACUCGGCUGGGUUGCAGAUCCGACGCGCGCCAUAGAGGUUGCCGACAUCAGUCUCGUGUCUGCCUUUGGCAACUCCGUCAUGGCGGAGGUGUCACGCUGGGAGGCCCUGGCUGCGAGCCGCGCCAAGUCCAAUUUUGUCUCAUCCAUCAGUCAUGAACUGCGGAGUCCCUUACACGGCGUCUUGGCCAGCAGCGAACUGCUCCGUGAAGGCAUCUCGGACCUUUCGCUCAAGCCGGCCCUGGACAUGCUCGAUUCCUGCGGCAACACGCUGCUGGACACCUUCAACCACCUGCUUAACCACGCCAUCGCCAUCAACGCCGGCAAGAACCCCCAAACCCCUGCGGCCGAGCUGCGAAUCGCCGACCUCGGGGAAACGGUCGAGGAUGUUGUUGAGGCCGUCCACGUUAGCCAUGGAUAUGAGAAUGCCUUUGGUCCAUCAGCUAACUCGAGGGACGAACAUUCUGUCGAUGGUCCCAAGGCGGAGGAGAGCUCUCGAGCGCGCCCAGUGCUCGUCUCACUGAACAUUCAAGACAAGACCGCCUGGAAGAUGCGUACCGAUGUCGGGGUCUGGAAACGUAUCAUCAUGAACGUCUUCGGAAACGCCAUGAAAUAUACACCUGCUGGCCACAUUGAGGUGAGCCUUCGGAAGACGCGAAAGCCAGACAGCCACGGCAGACUGCGCGAUUACAUCGCCUUUUCCGUCGAAGACACUGGCCUCGGCAUCAGUUCCGAUUACCUCAAGUAUCAGCUCUUCACGCCUUUCUCACAGGAAAACACCCACGCCGCCGGCAUGGGGUUAGGACUGAGCAUCGUGCAGCAGCUGGCUAGAGGACUUGGGGGUGCCGUCAACGUCAAGAGCUCCGCCGGCGGCAACUUGGGAAUGAAUGUUAUUCUUGCGACGGCUGAUCACCCGGUCCCCGAUGCAGACGUGUACUUUUUGGACGAUGACACGACGGGCGCGCCCAGAAGCCUUUCUGCGUUCGUAUCAGCGACAAAUUCCAAGGCUACUCCUUUAACUCUUCUUUGCCCGGGAGCGGGGCCGACCUCGUGCCUGAAGACAUAUGUUGAAAAGAAGCAGAGCUGCGCCCAUUUGCACCUCCCACUGGGCCCGAGAAAGCUGGCAUCAGCGAUUCAAGCGGCGCUCACAGUAGCUCCCAAGAGCCUCAUAUCGGAGUGCACUUCUGCGCUGUCAUUACCAGAAGCCAUCCCACGCGCUUCUGAGCUGCACGCUCCUCCCCUUUCUGCUGAAGAGACCCAGCCCCUCCCGAAAGACAUUGCUAUCCUGCAGGCGGCCGACCAGCACGAUGCGCCCCCCGCAAAUGGCACCACACUCGAUGCAGCAAGUCCAGUGACCAGUGGAACGAAGCAAAAGUCGCUACACCUACUUCUCGUCGACGACAACCCCAUCAACAUUAAGCUCCUCACAACAGUCAUACGCAAAAUGAACCACACCUUUGCGACGGCCAGCAACGGGCUCGAGGCUGUGGAGCUAUACGAAAAGUCACUCGGCGAAGGACGGUUGUUUGACCUCGUCUUCAUGGAUAUAUCCAUGCCCGUCAUGAACGGCUUUGAGGCGACGAGGGAAAUACGCCGCCUCGAGGGCAGGGCCGGUGCAAUAAGGUGCAAAAUUGUCGUCCUCACGGGAUUGAGCAGCGCGUCAGAUCGCAAGGAAGCUGUUGCGAGCGGCUCGGAUAUGUUUUUGACGAAGCCGGUCAAGCUGGGCAAGGUGCGAGAGGUACUGGAUCAGGAGCUUGAGGGAGUCCGCCUGGCCCCGGAAACUCUUGGUCCUGUUUUGACGGGAUUGACACUGUAA